Molecule: messenger RNA, 3320 nt
Organism: Dufourea novaeangliae
Lineage: Eukaryota; Metazoa; Arthropoda; Insecta; Hymenoptera; Halictidae
Gene: Tsc1
Product: hamartin
Exons: 14
Coding region: 26-3139 (1037 amino acids)
Biological process (GO): negative regulation of cell population proliferation; negative regulation of TOR signaling; regulation of cell cycle
Cellular component (GO): TSC1-TSC2 complex
Source: RefSeq, a predicted model, not a curated record
CAUUGGAACACCGAUUAUUAUCAAGAUGAACAUCAAUUCAAUAAGUAUUGCUGAUCUCUUUAACCUAUUGGAAUCUAACAAGCUCGGGGAGGUAGAAGAAAUAAAAAAAGUAUUCCACGAACUUUUUCUGAGUACAAAAGACAAUUGGUUGGUAAAUGGACUCUUUGACUAUUAUUUGUCUACAAAUUCCUUAAGGUCUGUCGAGGUAUUAGCCAGUGUUCGAGAUCCACAUGACAAGCAUCUCUUAGAUCGUUUAUCAGAAGCUCUUUCCAAACCAGGAAGUAGCAGCCAAAGAAUUCAGACCCUUACUUUGCUGGGUCAUAUUGCUCGUCGGCAACCUACAUGGCUAUAUAAACUUGCCAGUCAUGCUUUAUUUCGUGAUUUACUUAAGUUACUUAAAACGGAAGCAGAUACAUUGUCCCUAAUGAGUGCACUUCUCCUCUUGGUAAUGUUGUUACCCAUGUUACCAGCUGCCCUAGGGCCUUACCUCUCAGAAAUUUUCGAGGUAUUUGGUCGGUUGGCUUCUUAUCAUCAUCAUCAGUCAUUGUCUUUGUUUUCUUCUCCUAUGCAUUUUAUUCCGAGAAAAGCAGGAAUUAUCGAUAAAAAUCGUUUAUAUUUAUUACAUCUACAGGUGGGCCUAUAUAGCUUGUUUCACAGGCUGUACGCUAUGUAUCCAUGCAACUUUAUUUCAUAUUUGAAACAACAGUAUAUGCAACGAGAUCAGUUAGCUACGUUUACUCAUACAAUUAGACCGAUGUUGGAUUCAGUGCGUAUGCAUCCGUUCCUUGUUAUCGCAUCCAAAGAUACAGAGAUUUCUGCUGCUAGAUGGAAAAAGAUGGAGCAUCAUGAUGUCAUGGCAGAAUGCGGUCGCUUCACGUUAGACAAGUGUCGGGAGGAACUAUUCAACACUGUAAAUUCACGCUCCACGCCGCCUCCAGAUCAUUCGUCUAUAUCUACUCCAAUAAACACUAGCGGCGGGUCAGCACCGUCGGAAAUUACCAAUGGCGAGGACGAGACUUUCUGGUCCCCGAGUAUGACAGUACCACCGCAGAGCCCUCCGUUUCCAGCCGCGUCUCACGAACAGCGAUCCACACCUUCGACGCCAAAUAAUAACAGAAGCGGCACAUCUCCACCGGAAGCUGCAGUCGAAGCAACCCCCGAGACAACGCCAGUCAAGGAUUUACGGAAAUUAUCGAGGCAAAUGCCCGUGGGCUCAGCUGCGGUUCGUGCGUUAACCACAUUCGGUAACGGUACAGUGGGAUUGAGUUCGCGACCAUCUACACCGACUGGUUCUAUGAUCGGAAGCGGGGAUAGCAGCAACGCGCAUGGAUAUAUCUCGCACAAGAUAAGUAAAAUCAUCACGGAUAGGCAGAACGUAAAAGAACAGCAAAAACCAUCCGCAAAUGCUGAAGAGGAUGGAAGAUUCGGAGAAACGGAUACAAAUCAGAAUGGGAAGAACGAUUCGUGGCAAGAAGAUCAAGAGGUUUUAGAAAUUGUCAGCUCUCAGGCCGCAGGAAAGCUAGAAUGUUCGAAGUACGUUGAACCGCAACAGCAUCACAACGAGAAAAUGCAAAAUACAUUGGUGGUUGACCUGUCGGAAAGGAUUUAUCAAUUGCACCUGUAUUCUCAGUGUCAGGUCCCAGCACAGCAUUCUUCUACUUCUAGUUCUCUUUGCAAGGUUCGGAAAAGUAAAUCUUGCCCGGAUAUGAAAGUUCAAAAACAAAUUAGCACUGAGAAAAGCAAUCAACUGAAAGCGACGGGAACGAAAAUAGUCGAAGAGACCGGAACCCAAACGUUCGAGUUGCUUCCGUACGAGUACCUACUGCUCGGGAUUUUGGAUCAAAAAAGUCAGAUGAAUGUACCGAAACGGGAUCAGCCGAACACUGAAUUUCGUUUGUCGCCGACGGCGAUGCUCGACCGAUACGUCGAAGCGUGCACGCGGGCUAGCAACUUUUCUGGUGACAAAAUGAGAGCGAUCGCGGUUAAGCAGAGGCAAAGAAAAGAAAACGACGGCGAAGAAGAAGUUGGGGACGAUGAUGCUUUAGAUGCCGAAUGCGCGAGUCAGUUACUGCAACUGAUGCAAAUCCAGUUGCAGUUCGAACGGCAGCGUAGAGAAGUCCACGCUGAACGUAAUCGAAGGCUUCUCGGUAAACUGAGGGACUCGCGGGCAUUGGAAGAACACAACUAUGCUUUGACCGAUCGACUGAAAUUAAUGGAGAAAGAAGUGGAAGCCCUGAAAACCGAAUUAGAACGUAACAGAAAAGAAGCUCUGCAAGCUGAAGAACGAUAUAAAGAAGCGAUGCAUCACUGGCAAACGAAGUGUGUGGAAGAAGAACGACAAAAUCAAACAUUGAAGGAUCGACUUGAGACCGUCGAACUUGAACUGAAGAAAGAGCAUCAAAAAAUAGUGGAAUGCGAACAGCGAAUUCGAUCCACGGAUGCGUCUCUGUUCGAUGCAGGGCAUCGACUAAGAGUUGCAUUAAAAGCUGCCGAUCGUAGCAAAGAAUUGGAACGUACUCUUGACACCGUACAAAAGAAAUUCCUGUUACUUGGAGAGGCACAAGCAAAACUGCAAGAAACUACAGGAGGUUUGUCGCCGUUGAGUAAGCAAGAAGCAACGCAAAUACAGAGGUCGUAUGCGGAGGAAUUAACUAAUUUACGACGACAACUGGAGGCGCGAACAUCUCUUGCGGAAGCCUUGAAAGUACGUCUGAGUGAAAUGGAAAGUAAGGACUCGCGAAAAGAAGCACAACUUGUCGAGCUACAACGACUUUUGCAAGAAACGAAAGAUCAACACGAGUCCGAGCUGGAAGCUGUUGAAUCGAAGUACAAAGCACAAGCCGAGAUCAAUCUUCUUCUUGAGAGUCGUAUACUUGAACUUUAUGGCACGCUAGAGCCAUCGACUUCUAGCACCACCACUAUGAAUAACCUAGCUUCGUCGGCGUCGCCUAAAGAAAGAUCACCUCCACUAUCAGCCAGUCUAGCUUCCUCCAGCGAAGGAAGCCUUGCCUUUAUUCAUUCAGGUACCGGAAUUAUAAUGAACGACUGCUGUGAUACCGCAGGUGAAAUUCCAAACCUCCAAGCUAUUGUCGAGCCUGCACCGAACCAGGUGACCACUUCCCCGUCACGUCAAAGCUAACAGAAGCGAAAUCCUAACCGAGAUUAACUCUACGGAAAAAUGAUCAUCGAGUCCUUUCGCAUGCAGCUAUUCUGUUUUGCACGCGAGCAACUGUUGCCCAGUGCCGUGGUAUUAAAUCAGAAGAAAGUUAUUUGUAGCUUUUUAUCGACAUAUUAUGCGAAAUUCAUAAAACUAUUAUUAU